This is a messenger RNA of Salvelinus namaycush (lake trout), 3581 nucleotides long. RefSeq names its product heparan sulfate 6-O-sulfotransferase 1b (gene hs6st1b). The record is from RefSeq and is a predicted model, not a curated record. Gene Ontology annotation, cellular component: membrane. Bases 283 to 1512 code for a protein of 409 amino acids. The transcript is spliced from 2 exons. Lineage: Eukaryota; Metazoa; Chordata; Actinopteri; Salmoniformes; Salmonidae. Gene Ontology annotation, molecular function: heparan sulfate 6-sulfotransferase activity.
ACAGAAACACGGUGCAGAGAGGGAAGACACUUCGAAUGCUGCUUACUUUGUUAAAUGCGAGCCGAGAGUGCUGUGACUAUUGGUGUAGGGUUCAAAGUCGAUUGUAAUCUGCAGUUUUGGAUUUUUGCCAACUCGGAGCGAUACAAUGUAUCCAUGCCCGACCUCUCAUUGCUUCGCGGUCCUCUGACGAGCUCAAACCCACUGUCUAUGGAGGGACAAACGAAAAGCGUAACGCUCAGGUACCAAGUACCCCCAUUUCGGUUAUCUGGGAGAUGGUAACAAAUGAACGGCACUGGAGGGAACAUGGUUGAGAGGACCAGCAAAUUUUUGUUGAUCGUCGUCGGAUCCGUCUUCUUCAUGCUGAUUCUAUAUCAGUACGUGGCUCCUGGGGUGAUGAACUUCGGGUCUCCGCAGGGGUACCUCGCCGAGGACAACAUGGAUAUUUUCCCCACUCCGGAUCCCCAUUAUGUGAAAAAGUACUACUUCCCUGUCAGGGACUUGGAACGCACCGUUGAUUUCGAGAUCAAGGGUGAAGAUGUGAUCGUGUUUCUUCACAUACAGAAAACUGGCGGAACCACUUUUGGCAGGCAUCUGGUGCAAAAUGUUAGACUAGAAGUCCCGUGUGAUUGCAGACCAGGGCAGAAAAAGUGUACAUGCUACCGUCCCAACAGAAAGGAGACCUGGCUGUUUUCGAGGUUCUCCACUGGCUGGAGUUGCGGGUUACAUGCGGAUUGGACCGAACUCACAAACUGCGUUCCUGGAGUGCUCAACAAGAGAGAAAAUAAAUCUAAAAAGCUGAGGAAGUUCUACUACAUCACCCUGCUGAGGGACCCUGUGUCACGCUACCUGAGUGAGUGGCGCCACGUGCAGCGCGGCGCCACCUGGAAGACGUCCCUCCACAUGUGCGACGGGCGCACGCCCACGCCCGAGGAGCUGCCGCCCUGCUACGAGGGUACGGACUGGUCAGGCUGCACCCUGCAACAGUUCAUGGACUGCCCCUACAACCUGGCCAACAACCGGCAGGUGCGCAUGCUCGCCGACCUCAGCCUGGUGGGCUGCUACAACCUCUCCACGGUGCCCGAUAAGCGGCGCUCGCAACUUCUCCUGGAGUCGGCCAAGAAGAACCUGCGCGACAUGGCCUUCUUCGGUCUGACGGAGUAUCAGCGCAAGACGCAGUUCCUGUUCGAGCGCACCUUCCGACUGCGCUUCAUCCGCCCCUUUGUGCAGUACAACAGCACGCGGGCGGCUGGAGUGGACUUGGACAACGACACGGUGGCGCGCAUCGAGGAGCUCAACGACCUGGACAUGCAGCUGUACGACUACGCCCGCGACCUCUUCCAGCAGCGCUACCAGUACACUCGGCAGCUGGAAAGACGUGCGCAUCGCCUGGCGCUUCGGAGUCACGGGCUGGACCCCCGGGAUUUGUUCAGAGAGGAGGGUGGUGUGGGGGGCGAGGGGACAGCCAGGCUGCCCACAGAGGACUACAUGAACCACAUAAUUAACAGGUGGUAGCCCCUAUCCCAUCCCACCCCAACCACCCACUUUCCUGACCUCCCCAUUGUCUGGUAUGGUGAGGUUGCAUCAGAGUGAAUGUUUAGGAAAGGUGAGAUUUGGCACUUGUGGCUCGGGAGGAAGAAAGUUGCAGAGGAUUUGGUGCUGCAGUGGCUUACCUACGGACUUUGCAUGAGGCAAGCUGUGGGUUGCGAACCAGAUGAUAUCACUUCCAGCUAUGUGGAGAGGUCAGAUCUUUGAUUGGAAGCCCAUGAUAUACCUGAGUCACGGGGCUUUGUGAUUGGAAGCCCAUGAUAUACCUGAGUCACGGGGCUUUGUGAUUGGAAGCCCAUGAUAAACCUGAGUCACACUCUGGAGUUAUGGGAGCAACAACUGUCUCUACUCAGAUUCCCAAUGGAGCAAAAUAAAAAUGACAGAUAAUUCCUUUACAAAGUAAACAAACUUGUUUUACUUUCCGUUCUAUGUCUUGGCCCAUCAGAAUAACAUAUGUGCUUAAUAUGUUGUUGUAAGGAAUUGCAAAGCAGUGAGAUGGGAGAUUACCUGUACUGGACAUUUCCGACGAGCCAUCUUUUUAUUUAUUAAAUUGCUUUCUGAUCAUUUGAAAUACAUAUUUUUCCAAUGUGAGAGACUUUGGCUCGGCUUGAUAUACAGUUUGACACUUGUAAGUUAUAAAAGUCAUGAUGGUGACUUUAAAAAAAUCUGUCAUAACAUACUCAUCCAUUUGCUGAAAGGUUACUAACAUUUGCUAUCAAAGUUUAGAGCUGUAUCUUAAUAGAAAUUAUGGAUUUUUGUAAAGAUUUUUUUUUACACUUGUAUGUUUUUACCAUUUUGUCAAUGUCGUGUGAAGAGGCCAGUCUCUUUGGUUCCGAUGUAUUUUCAUUUGCCCGUUGUACUGUGAUCUGUACACUAAAGGAGAUGUACAGAAUUGAAUGAGAAGGCAAAGGUUUGUUCAGGAACAUUUCUGACCACAACCUCCAUACAACAAUGGAUGCUCAACAGGAGACCGACCGAGGGUCUCGCACUGAAGGGGAAACAGGAAACACUGUCUAAUUACUUGUACAAAAUAAAACUUCUGUGAGUGUGUGCAUGUGUGUAAGUGUGUGUAUUGUAAGUGUGUGUGCGCGUCCAUUAGUUUCUGAGCUUUCAUGCUCAAUUCAUUUCCUUCUGAUUGGGAUCAAAUGUGUCACCUAAAACCAGAACUACAAUACACGGGUAUAAUGGAUGGAUUAUCCAUUGAGUUUGCCAUGCUCCUCAAGAUGUGCAUCUGUUGGGGCAUUAUAAAACAAUGUAAAAACAUACAACAGGUUCCAUACUAAAGGGGUGAAGAAUGCACAGCCACUUGUCAACCAUAAGCUCUUUUUGUUAAUAAUACAAUGUUUAUGUAAACUGGAAUAUGAUGAUCCCCUGGUAAACAGUGUUUAAUUAACAUUCUAACAGAAUGUGUCUGGACAUGAUAUAACCCUCAUCAAUCAAUACUGGUGUAUAUGGAACCUUCAUAACUAUCCUAUUUAAAAUUAAAUUCCCAAAGUCCCCCAUCCAACAUCAACAAACUGUAGUCCCACAGGCAUAGCCAGUACUAAAAACAGACCCAAGACUAAUUGCUUGGGGAGUGUUAAGAUGCUAAUGCAUUAUUAUUAAGGAAAUUUGGACCAGUGUGUGCAGAUCCUGCGAAUGCCUGUCUUUUCAUCAAGAACAGAAUGUUUGUUUUAGUGACGACUACUUACAUGAUGUCCAAUCCUCUCCGGGGCGGAGGUAUAAUGAUUGGUAGCAGGAGACUUCUCUAAUGCAAAGUAUUUUUUAUCUUACUUGAGAAAGAUAGCUUUGGGGAAGAUGGAUUACGAAGCUAUGGAUUAGACAAAUCGUUACAGAAUGAAAUGUGUGUGCGUGCAGUCGUGUGAGAUAAAGAGAAAGCAAAAUAAUGAGAGAACAAGAGAAUUUAGUGAAGUGGGACAUUUCUAAAUGGGCUCUGGUCUGGUUUUACCCAUAUUGUAUUAUUGCUGUGAGUAUUUCUGUUCUUCAAGCAGAUUGGAUCUUCUAUUCAACAAUAAAAAAUAAGAUAUUUCUUUGUA